Messenger RNA from Linum tenue, 826 nucleotides. The record is from the annotation of a GenBank genome assembly. NCBI's taxonomy places the organism in Eukaryota, Viridiplantae, Streptophyta, Magnoliopsida, Malpighiales, Linaceae.
CCCAUCCUGAAUGUUGUACUGAUCACACUUGGGCUUGACCACCCUACAGAAGCAGAAAAACCACGCAGACAAGCACAAAAGGAGCCAGAGGAGGGGAAUGGUAUUCUCCUCCACCGAUCCAAACACGAAAUUCAUCACGGACCCCAUCAGCUUAGAGGUUGGUCCGUAAGGGCCUACCAGCCAAGGAGAUUUGGAGACACUGUCGUAGUUCAACAUGUCGACAAACGUGUUUACCCCAGCCGCACCAACCCCGACGCUCAAGUCGGAGACAGUCAACGAGUUCCAGGCAUCCCUGAUGUACUGGAAGAAUCCAGACUUAGGGCUAUUGCUGCAGGUGUUGCAUGCCUGCCGUUUAGGGUUCCAUUCAAUGGAGUAGCAAAUAAGUAUAGACGAAUCCACCUACGAGGCUGAGUAAGGAGGCAGGUCCCUGUUUUUUGCUUGUACGUAGGGGAUCGGCUGGGCGUUCGAGGUGGAUGUUAUGAUGGCGACGGAUGAUGAAUCAAGACUUGUUUGCUUGCUCGCUCUAUCCUGUAAUUAGUUUCGCUAGCUUAGCUUGCUACAAGAUACUUUCCGUUGAAUUUCUUUCAGUUGGUCAUGCAUGUCGCAUCGAUCGGGAAAUACUGUACAAGGAUGGAUCAAGUUGCUUUAAAUUUGCUUUGCUUCUAGUACGGUUAAGUUUGGAUGAUGGUAUGCCUACGUUUUGCUGGUGGAUUAAGUUUGGAUGAUGAUCAUUUGGUUUCCUAUAGCUCGCUCGCUCCCCUACGUAGUAUAUGAUUUCUUUUGCAUCUAUACAUACAUAGGUUGCUCACUCGCGAUUGUGUUUUCU